Messenger RNA from Melopsittacus undulatus (budgerigar), 1696 nucleotides. RefSeq names its product leucine zipper transcription factor like 1 (gene LZTFL1). The transcript has 10 exons. The record is from RefSeq and is a predicted model, not a curated record. Gene Ontology annotation, cellular component: cytoplasm. Gene Ontology annotation, biological process: negative regulation of protein localization to cilium. Lineage: Eukaryota; Metazoa; Chordata; Aves; Psittaciformes; Psittaculidae. The coding region runs from base 58 to 951 and encodes 297 amino acids.
UUCGUUCUCCAUGGCAACCGUCAUCCCGUAGGCCGCGGCGCCGGUGCAUGGGCCGCCAUGGCAGAGCUAGGCCUUAAUGAGCACCACCAGAAUGAAGUCAUCAACUACAUGCGCUUUGCUCGUUUCAAGCGCAGCCUGUGUCUCAAAACGGUGGAUUCUUGUUUUCAGAACCUUAAGGACAGCAGACUUGUUGAGGAGACCUUCACAGUUGAUGAGGUGGCAGACAUGCUGGAUGGACUGCAGACUAUUGUACACAGUGAAGUGGAGUCAGAGCUCAUAAAUACAACUUACACCAAUGUGUUAGUUCUGCGGCAAAUCUUUUCGCAGGCUGAGAAGUGGUACCUGAAGUUACAGACAGACGUCUCUGAACUGGAGAAUCGAGAAUUGUUGGAGCAGGUUGCUGAGUUUGAAAAGUCAGAAUGUGUAUCUUCGAACAAGAAGCCCAGCACAGACCUCAUUAGACCAAAACUGGCUCCAUUAAAUGAAGGUGGGACAGAGCUGCUAAACAAGACAGUUGCUUCUCUCCAAGAAGAAAAUGAAAAAUUGAAGACCAGACUCAAGACCAUAGAAACACAGGCUACAGCUGCACUCGACGAGAAGACCAAGCUAGAGAAGUUACUGAAGGAUACACAGAUGAUCCAAGGUGAUCAAAAGACUAAUGCAAACCAGGAUAUUGCUGAGCUGGAGAAUAAAGUGGCAGCUUUGAAAAGCCAGUUUGAGAAGACUUUGAGUGACUCUACUGCAAACCAAAAGUUCUUGGAAGAGGAUUUGGUGACAACAAAGCAUGACUUGCUGAAGGUUCGGGAUCAGCUAUCCACAGCUGAAAAGGAACUGGAGAAGAAAUUUCAGCAAACAGCUGCCUAUCGCAACAUGAAAGAGAUUCUCACUAAGAAGAAUGAACAGAUAAAGGAGCUACGUAAAAAGCUUUCCAAAUACGAGCCAGAUGACUGAAACACAGGAACCAUCUCAUCUCUCAGAGACUGCCAUAGAAAGAAAAUUAGACUGAUACUAUUUUUCAGUGAUUUUGGGAUUGAAUAGUAUAUUUUUUGCUUCUAGUGCUUCAAAUAACUUUGUAUUAAUCCCUUACUUCCUUGUAAACGUUUGAUUUACAGGUUUCUAUAACAUGAGUAGUUCCUCUGCUCAUGUUGUUCACCAUUGACAUUCCUUGAGAAAUAGCAAAGAGGAGCUUACUGAAGAACUGAGAUCAUUCCCUACAAAGAAAGUUUAUUUUUGUUAAGAAAAGGAGAAAAAGGGAGAAAAAAAAAGAGGCAUUAGGGUUUCUUGCUGUUUGAGGUAGAAACUCCAGUUACUUGUCUGUAGUUAAUGUAGCCACAAAGAGGCAUUAUCUGUGCAAAUUCCAACAGUGGAAGUAAAAAGUAGGAGGAAAAAAUAGAACGUGCUGAUGGUCAGUAACAUUUUGCUAGAGGAUGUUCAUAAGAUAGUGAGGUAAAUACGCUUUCUAAUGGAAACACUGGGCCCUUUCAAAUAGAGACACUAACUGAAGUUAGGCUUUUCCACUUGAAUUUAUUUGAAACAAAUAUGGACAUCAAAAGGCAGGUUCUGAUUUUGCCAGUAUUAACACUAAGAUGAUAAUCUGAAACACAUGGGAAGGUUGCUAAUGGAGCAGCUUUCUUGGGAAAUAGGUUAUUUUAGAUGCCUUCAUCUCCUUUCUUAAUGUCACCUCACCAGAAAACAG